Messenger RNA from Lodderomyces orthopsilosis Co 90-125, 1530 nucleotides. It is a transcript of the gene UGA2, whose product is annotated as Uga2p. Bases 1 to 1530 code for a protein of 509 amino acids. Gene Ontology annotation, biological process: GABA catabolic process. Lineage: Eukaryota; Fungi; Ascomycota; Pichiomycetes; Serinales; Debaryomycetaceae. The record is from RefSeq and is a predicted model, not a curated record. Gene Ontology annotation, molecular function: succinate-semialdehyde dehydrogenase (NAD+) activity. The transcript has a single exon.
AUGUUUUCUAAAAGACUAUACUCCACGAUACAAAACUCAUCGAGAAUGGCUUCAGUUUUGAAAAACAAGGAUUUGCUAAAAACACAAGGUUUCAUCAACAAUGAGUGGGUCAAUAGCUCCUCAGGUGAUACCUUUGACGUUCAAAAUCCAGCAUUAGAGCCCAAAAAGGAAGCCCACUUAGCAACGGUUCAGUCUAUGAGUGCUGAUGAUUUUGAGCAUGCUAUCGCAGCCGCUAGUGAAGCGUUCAAGACUUUCGGUAAAACUAAUGGGAGAUACAGAUCAAACUUGUUAUACAAGUUUUACGAAUUGAUGCUCGAGCAUCAGGAUGAUUUGGCAAAAUUGGUUGUAUUAGAAAAUGGUAAACCUUAUGCUGAUGCUUUAGGAGAAGUCAAGUAUGCUGCUUCAUUUUUUCAAUGGUAUUCUGAACAAGCACCGACUGUACAAGGCGACAUUUUGCAGUCAGGUAAUCCAAACAAUAUCAACAUUUUAGCUUUGAAACAACCAAUUGGGGUCUGUGGUAUAAUGACGCCAUGGAAUUUCCCGUUAGCCAUGAUUACAAGAAAGUUAGGUGCAGCAGUUGCUGCAGGAUGUACCACUGUGAUUAAACCAGCUACUGAAACUCCAUUAUCUGCCUUUGCGUUAGCUCAAUUGAGUAUCGACGCUGGCUUCCCAAAAGGUGUUAUUAAUAUUUUGGCAUCUCAUGAGCCAGCUAAAGUUGGUAAAUUGAUUUGUGAACAUCCAACCAUCAAGAAAGUUUCUUUCACAGGAUCAACCAGAGUUGGAAAACUUUUGAUGCAACAAUCAGCUUCCACUUUGAAAAAGGUGUCGCUUGAAUUGGGUGGAAAUGCUCCAUUUAUCAUUUUUGAAGAUGCAGAUUUGGAUAAAGCUGUCACUGGUGCAAUUGCCAGCAAAUUCAGAUCGAGUGGUCAAACAUGUAUUUGUGCAAAUAGAAUUUUCGUUCAUGAAUCUAUUUAUGAUGAGUUUACUACAAAAUUUGUCAAGCAAUUGAAAGAGCAUAUUGUUUUGGGUAAUGGUUUGGACAAGAACACUACUUACGGACCAUUGAUUCAUCAAGGCUCAAUGGAAAAGAUUAGAAGUCAACUCAAAGAUGCAUUGGAUAAAGGUGCCAAGUUGUUAUUAGGUGGAGAUAAGCGUCCAGAUUUGGGAGAAAACUUCCAUGAUCUUACAGUGUUGGGAAAUGUCACCCCAGAUAUGGAGAUUUUCAAUGAAGAAACGUUUGGUCCUCUUGCUCCAUUCAUCAAGUUUUCAACCGAAGAGGAAGUUCUUAAAUUAGCAAACGAUACCCCCGUUGGUCUUUCUGGAUACUUUUAUUCCAAGGACUUGGAUAGAGUAUUUAGAGUUGCUGAAGCCUUGGAAGUUGGUAUGGUUGGUGUUAAUACCGGCGCUAUUUCCGAAGCUGCCUUGCCAUUUGGUGGUAUCAAGGAAUCCGGAUUUGGAAGAGAAGGUUCCAAGUUUGGUGUCCAGGAUUACAUGAUUAUAAAAGGUGUUGUUUUAGGUAAAAAUGAGUAG